AUGACCGCCUUCAUUCCACCAUUGCGCCAGCGCGCAGCUGUUAGCUGUCGUCGCAAUUGUCCCAACCAUUGGGCCUUUUCCGGUGUCCUAGGGACUUCUCAGCAUGCGGCAACAGCGCCGCGUCAGCUUUCGCCGUCAGUAAAAACGACUCGUAGAUAUGGCUCGACGGCAGCAGAGGUCAAGAAGCAGAAGGCAAAGACUGCCAUCUUCUUCCCAGGUCAAGGGGUACAGAAAGUGGGCAUGACUACACCCUGGAUAGAAGCAUUCCCGCGUGCAGCGCACGAAGUGCUCGACGAGAUAGACACCUACAUGGGCUAUAAGCUCUCCACAGUGAUUCAAGAUGGUCCGUCGAGGGUAUUGACCGCCACACCAAACGCUCAACCCGCCAUCAUGGCAACAAGCAUAUUGAUUCUGAGGAUAUUGGAGCGCGAAUUCGGCUUCAAGGUAUCCGAGCGGAUCGAUGUCAGUCUGGGUCACUCGCUAGGCGAAUUUGCUGCGCUUGUUGCUGCCGGGGUACUGGCUUUUCAGGAUGCUCUGUACAUGGUACGGAGACGGGCCGAGGCCAUGGCCGAAGCGACGAGACGUGCACAGGAAGAAUACGGUGGAGAGUAUGGCAUGGUGGCCGUGGUCACUGAGCCGGAAUAUCUGGCGUCUCUCAUAGAGGCGAUAGAUGACUUUGUUGGAUAUCGAAGUGCCGGCGCCCGCAGCGAUCACGCCGAGGAUAUUCAGCCCAUUGAUCAAGUGCUGAUUGCAAACAUCAAUAGCAAGAAUCAAAUCGUGCUCAGUGGUAACGUGGAAAAGAUCAAGGAAUUAGUCGCACAUGUGCGACAGUUUCUUGGUCACGAUCCUAGAGCUGUACGAUUAAACAGCGAUUCCCCCUUCCACAGCCCAAUUAUGCGACCCGCUGUUUCCGUCAUGAAGGAACUACUUUCGAAUAAGAGUAGAGUUGCUGGCCGAGAAGAUCAGGAGGUGGUCACGUUCCCGGGUGAUCUCAUGUGUAUCAGCAACGUCAGUGCAAAUCCAUUUGGUAGUAAAGAGGAGGUGAAAGACUUGCUAUCACGGCAAUGUUUAGAGACUGUAAGAUGGUGGGAGAGCAUAAAAUAUCUCGACCAAGAACAGCGAGUUCGGAGAUGGCUUGGUAUUGGCCCGGGUAAGGUUGGUAGGAACUUGGUCGGAAAGGAGGUCGGCAUGAGAGGAAUGGACAUGGUGAAGGGAGGAGGCGUGUGGGCAAUCACUGAUCCAUGGGAUGUGGAGGAUGUUCUUAGAGCGCUGGAGAAGACCGAAGAUAUGGAUGAGGGCGAUGAUUAA
This is a messenger RNA of Pestalotiopsis fici W106-1, 1308 nucleotides long. RefSeq lists its product as uncharacterized. The record is from RefSeq and is a predicted model, not a curated record. Gene Ontology annotation, biological process: fatty acid biosynthetic process. The coding region runs from base 1 to 1308 and encodes 435 amino acids. Lineage: Eukaryota; Fungi; Ascomycota; Sordariomycetes; Amphisphaeriales; Sporocadaceae. The transcript is spliced from 2 exons. Gene Ontology annotation, cellular component: mitochondrion. Gene Ontology annotation, molecular function: [acyl-carrier-protein] S-malonyltransferase activity.